AUAUGUCCGAAGAGUACGCGUUACAUGGAAAAAUGUCGGAGAGAUCAGAUAUAUUUAGCUUUGGGGUCAACCUUCUUGAAAUCGUAACUGGGAAGCGGAACAUCGAGUUUUGCAACUAUUACCAUGGUGAUAGUAUGCUUGACUACGUAUGGAGGCACUUUGAUGAGGGGAACAGUUUACAGGUUGUUGAUCCGAACUUUGUAGAUUCUUCACUGGUUGAAGAGGAGGUCGUGAGAUGUAUACAAGUUGCUCUACUCUGUGUUCAACAAGAUGUAGACGACAGACCAAGCACAGAAUCCGUCGCUUUAAUGCUCGCAACCACGAUGAUGGAAAUUCCU
Camelina sativa (false flax) is the source of this 338-nucleotide messenger RNA. The record is from RefSeq and is a predicted model, not a curated record. NCBI's taxonomy places the organism in Eukaryota, Viridiplantae, Streptophyta, Magnoliopsida, Brassicales, Brassicaceae.